AUGAGACUGCCCGGGAAAGUCCGGACGCCUGAAGAAUUCUGGGACCUUCUUAUAAGCCAGCGCGACUGUUCUUCCGACGUGCCCAGUUCGCGGUACAAUAUUGACGCGUUUUACCACCCUUCCAAAUCCCAGUCAGUGCGUACUCGACGUGGAUACUUCCUCGACGAUGAGUAUAUGCACAGCUCGGACAGGUCUUUUUUCCCGCCCAUCCCAGGGUUCUCAGGUAGCGACCUGGACCCCCAGCAGAUGCAGCUUCUGGAGGUUGUCUGGGAAUGCAUGGAGAAUUCCGGACAAACUAAGUGGCAAGGGAAGAGGAUCGGCUGCUAUGUCGGUGUUUUUGGUGAAGAUUGGCAUGAGCUAACGGCGAAGGAGCCCCAACACGUUUCGCGGGAGCAUGCAUUUGCAAAUGGGGGUUAUACCCUGUCAAAUCGGGUCUCCUAUGAGUUUGACCUAAAGGGACCGAGCGCAACCAUUCUGACAGCAUGUUCCUCGUCCUUAACGGCUCUGCAUGAAGCCUGCCAGGCCCUUGCCACUGGGAGCUGCGAUUCAGCAAUUGUAGCAGGCACCAAUAUGCUCUUAACACCUUCUAUGAGUGUGACAAUGUCUGAGAAUAUGGUUCUAUCUCCAGAUGGGUACUGCAAAGCUUUUGAUUCGAGUGCAAAUGGCUAUGGGCGUGGAGAGGCUGUGAAUGCUAUCCUGAUCAAGCCGCUCGAGUCGGCACAAGCAGAGGGCGAUACUAUCCAUGCAAUUAUUCGUGGUACAGCAGUGAACUAUGAUGGAAAGUCUGCCAGGAUCUUUGCACCAGAUGUUGACAGCCAAGAGCGACUGAUAUACGAUGCAUAUCUAAGGGCGGGGAUACAUGAUAUCUCUCAGACUGCUUUUGUAGAAUGCCAUGGGACUGGAACGAAAGUUGGCGAUCAAGUGGAGACAACAGCCAUCGCUCGGGCCUUUGGUGGGAAGGGUGUGCAUAUUGGUUCUGUAAAAUCAAAUGUUGGCCAUGGUGAAGGGGCGUCAGGGUUAACAGCAAUAAUCAAAGCUGUGUUGGCCUUGCAGCAUCGCAUGAUCCCACCCAACAUGCACUUCAAGAAUCCUAAUAAAGCUAUUCCGUUCGAAAAAGGUGGCCUUCGCGUCCCUACAAAACCCACUUCCUGGCCUGUUGGCCGCAGGGCACGAGUGAGCGUAAAUGGAUUCGGAAUUGGAGGAAGCAAUGCCCAUGUCAUCCUUGAUGCACCCCCCGAGUCUCAGCAACUCUGCCGAACAGAGGUCAACGCCCCCGGCAGCUGUCGGGUUAUUGCUGUGUCCGCCCGGAGUCCAGCCGCGCUGCAGUCACGCCUGGCUCAGAUUCAGGCUUAUCUCGUGGCAAGGCCCGAUGUUGUCCAUGACCUUGCUUAUACGCUUGGAGCUCGGCGCGAUCAUUUGUCACAUCGCGGGUACUUUCUCUGCGGCACCAAAGGCAUCGCAUCCGGACCUUAUUUCAAAGAUUCGGCCGCUCAGAUGAAGCCCUCGGUGGUAUUUACAUUCACUGGACAGGGAGCGCAGUGGGCGGGGAUGGGGAGGGAGUUGAUGGACAACUUUGCAACCUUUCGGCAUGCCAUCCACGCAAUGGACGAAGUCUUGCAGAGGUUUCAAACUCCGCCGACAUGGAGCAUUCAAGCGGAGCUUCGGAAAUCCGAGGAUACUUCCCUGGUCAACAGGACGGAAUACUCUCAGACCUUAUGUGCGGCGUUCCAGAUUGCUCUGGUGGAUCUGCUGGCCAGUUGGAAUAUCAGUCCCGCUGCCGUGAUCGGCUAUUCCAGUGGUGAGGUCGUGGCCGCUUACGCGGCCAAGGCAAUUUCAAUGGAAACCGCGAUCACAAUCGCAUAUAUGCGCGGAUGCUGUGUGCAAACCUCGUCGUCUAGCGGAGCCAUGGCUGUCGUUGGUCUGGGGAAGGACAUUGUCGUGGACUUCUUGAUUGACGGUGUAGUCGUUGCGUGCGAGAACAGUCCAGAGAGCGUCAACAUCUCAGGAGAAAAGUCCAGACUAACGGCGGUUGUCAACCGCAUUCUUGAAGCAAAUCCAGAAACGUUCACGCGAUAUCUCGCGGUGGAAGUUGCCUACCAUUCUCCUGAUAUGAAAGAGGCAGCUGCAGCCUUUGAAAUUGCCAUAAACCCCCAUGUUACGUGCAAGAACACAAUGCUACCUCUAUACUCGACGGUCACGGGAAGAAUGGUGUCUGACCCCGCGCUCUUGCAUGCUGGUUAUUGGCGAUCGAAUUUGGAAUCACCCGUUCUGUUCUCGACUGCAGUUCAGAAUCUUAUUGACCAGCAGAGGGACCGCGUUCUCAUUCUCUUGGAAAUUGGACCCCACUCCACCCUCUCUGGGUCACUGCGUCAGAUCUGUGCAGCUCGCUCAGUUGAAAACUACUCUUACGUCCCAACGGUUGUCAAAAAUGCCAAUGAGGUGCAUUCUGUGAUGAAAGCAGUGGGCGAGAUAUUCUGCCAAGGAUUCCCCGUCGACUUCGCGAAUCUCUAUCAGUAUGGAAAGCUCCUUACAGAUCUGCCCCUCUAUCCCUGGGAUCGGCAACGGAACCAUUGGAAAGAGAGCCGCAUCAGCCAUGACUGGAGAUUCCGCAAACAUUCGGUUCAUGAGCUCCUGGGCGCCCAGAUGCUGGAGACCAGCCCCCUGGAGCCGGCAUGGCGAAACCUGCUCAGCUUGAGGAAUGUUCCAUGGCUUGCUGAUCAUAGGGUACUUGGGGAGUGUAUCUUUCCCUGUGCGGGAUAUAUUGCCAUGGUCAAUGAAGCAAUAAGACAGCUGUCCAACACACUAAAAUGCACGAUUCGCAGUCUACACGUCAAGACCCCGCUUGCUUUACCCAGUGCCGAUAGCACCGUGAUAGAACUAGUUACCACAAUGAGGCCAGUGCGAAUCAGCGAUCGUCUUGAUUCGAGAUGGUACGAGUUUUCCAUAUCUUCUUACGACGGCCACGAGUGGACCAAACAUGCGACUGGGAAAGCUCUGGCAAGCGCCGAGGAUUUGAGAAGUACUGCCCUGGAGCCGCCGUCUUUUGAAAGAGCUGUCUCCUCGCCGAUCUGGUAUACCAUGAUGGCAAAUGUGGGGCUGCAAUACGGACCACACUUUCAGGGCCUCGAGAAAAUCACUGCAGAUCCUGUUCGCUAUGAAGCAAGCGCCACGAUCCGCGGACACACCAUCCAAACAGGUACUAGUCAUGCUCUUCACCCUACUUCAAUUGACCAAUGCUUGCAAUUGCUCAGCGUUGCAGCCACUCAUGGAAGAUCUCUGCAUUUAACAAAGCCUUACAUUCCGAUGUACAUCGAGGAGGUCUGUCUUGGUCAUAGUAAGGACUUUAUGGUAGCCAUGGCCUCAGGAAGCACCGUCGCAGGGAGUACAGGGCAGGGCAAUGUUCAAUUGAUGUCAGAAAAGAGUCCUGUGCUCGAGAUGCGUGGAGUUACUCUGAUUCCACUGGAUCUGGGUAGAGGAAGCGAGACCUCAGAAUUUCCGCUCUUGUCUCACGAAGAGUGGCGACCAGAUCUGGACUUGUUGCCUAGUCAUCUACAGUUGCCCCUAUCACAGGACUCGGAAGACACCAUGGAACUACUCUUUAAAGCUAUCGGAGUUUCCUUGCUGCUUCUCCAUCGCAGAUUGAUCGCUAUGGUGUCGUCUUCGGGUCUCUUGCAGCGCGACAAAGCAUGGGUGCAGCAGCAGAGCAAAAUAUUAGCCGCGCGAGGUAUCUUAUGCGCCGCCAACGAGGAGGCCUGGGCUCAGCUUUGCAGUGAGAGCUUAGAGCAGCAGUGGAAUGUCUCAAGGAAGAAGCUUGAAGCUAAGGGAUUGGCCUUCCUCGUGGAAUUUGUCGAGAUAACAGUACAAGAAAUAGCGGCCGCUUUCGAACAGUCACCGUGCGCCUCGAUAUCGAUGGCAAGGGAAAACGCACUGCGCAAGUUCAACGACUGGGUCCCUUCACUGAGCGGCCUAUCACACUGGCUUUCUCUUCUUGGGCACAGCAAUCCGUGUCUCCGCAUUCUCGAAAUCGGCGGGCAAAAGAAGUCCUUGUCUCCUUUUGUUUUGCAGAACCUAGCCUCUGACGAGAACGAUCUCUACUCAAGAUACACGCGGACGGAGAAGUUCAGUAUCGACAAAAUGGUCAAAGAACAACUGCAAGGUUAUAGUCACAUUGAUUUCAAGUUAUUCAAUGUCGACGAGGAGCCGUCAGUGCAGGACCUCGAGGAGAAUAGUUAUGAUCUGGUCAUUGUAACUGACUUGGCAGCUCAGACGGCAAUGCCGGGGGCAGCGUUAAGGAAUAUUAGGAAGCUUCUCGCCCCUGGCGGACGGCUUCUCCAUCGUGAACUUUGCCCUACUGUCCACCCGGAAGAAGUUUACGACAAUAUUAUCCCACUCGAAACUUGGGACAAGGAACUUCGACAUGCUGGCUUCAGCGGGGUUGAGGCAAGUGGAUAUGAUGGCAAUUCAAGGUGUCAUCUGUAUCGGACUUUCGUGUCACGCACACACUCCGAAAGCCGCAAACACGGCGGCACAAUCUAUCUUCUCUGUCCUAGCGAAGAAAAUCACAGUGUAAGAUUCUCUGAGUUCAAGAAACAACUGACCCGACUUCCCCACAAAGUGGAGCAAUGCACUUUAGGGGAUGAGAUCCCGCACGGCCAGCGGGUCAUAUCACUUCUCGACCUAGAUGGCCCGUUCUUCUCCAAUAUAAGCGCACAAAACUGGACUAGGUUUCAGCAGCUUAUCCUUCUCAAGCCUCAAAUCAUUUGGGUCACCAAAUCUGUCGAAUUGAACUGCGAGAAUCCAGACUUCGCGCUUGUCAUGGGCGUCUCGCGAACGGCGCGCCAGGAACAGGAGAUCUCUUUUGCGACGUUGCAAGUCGACAACUUUGACCCGUCUUCGGCCCAAGCAUUGGUGGCAGUAUCGCAGAGGUUCUUUAGCUCGUCACAACAGAAUAAACUAAUUGAUAUGGACUAUGAGUUCGCACUCCGUGAUGGCUGCAUUCAUAUCCCACGGACAAGAUGGACCUCUCUUACAGACAGGUUACAACACGUUCCACGCCAGAAUGCGCCCCUACAUUUAGAAAUUGGCUCUUACGGAUCACUGCAAUCCUUAUUCUGGGGCGAGUCCUCACUUGAGUCAUUGAAGGAUGAUGAUCUUGAUGUUGAGAUCCUGUAUGUCGGGCUCAAUUUCCGCGAUCUCAUGGUCGCGCUGGGACAUAUGGGAAAGAAGGAGGAGCUUGGUGUCGAGGCCACGGGCAUCAUCAGACGAUCUGGCUCCAAUGUUGGGCACUUGAGGCCUGGGGACCGCGUGAUGAUAUUGGGACUUGGCUCGUUCUGUACCCGCAAAGUCUUACCGGCCCGUCGAUGCGCCCGUAUCCCAUUGUCUUUGUCUUUUGAAGACGCCACGAGUAUGCCUGUUGUCUUUGGGACCGCAAUAUAUUGCCUCAGAGACAUCGGUAGGCUGGAAAAAGGGCAGUCCGUCCUUAUCCAUGCGGCCUGUGGAGGGGUCGGUCUGGCCGCGAUACAGAUCUGCCAGAUGAUUGGGGCCAAGAUUUAUGCAACAGUCGGAAGUGAGAGAAAGGCUCAGUAUUUGGUGGACAAGUGUGGUAUUCCACGAUGCCACAUUUUCAGCUCUCGAGACCCCUCCUUCGCCCGCGAGUUAAUGCAAGAGACCCAGGGUGAAGGUGUAGAUAUUGUGUUGAAUUCCCUCGCCGGGGAGCUCCUCCAUGCAUCGUGGCAAUGCGUGGCCGAGUUUGGGAAGAUGAUUGAAAUUGGCAAGCGCGACUUUCUGGAACAUGGCUCCCUAGCCAUGGACCUAUUUGGGCGCAAUCGCGCGUUCUUCGGCGUAGACCUUGUCCGGCUUCUGGAGAGGCCAGAGAUGAGCACGAGGCUUGUCCGCCAGGUCUUGAAUCUGUACGACGAAGAGAAAAUCCGUCCUAUUCGUCCCCUGAAGGUGUUUUCCAGCAUCGAAAUGACGGAGGCAUUUCACAACCUCCAGCUAGGACUUCACCUCGGCAAAAUGGUUAUACGGACGCCCGAGGCAUCCGAAAGGAGCCUGAUGGCCCUAUCGAGACGCAAUUCGAAAUUUUCACCUUUACUGACUUAUUUCCUCGUUGGUGGCCUCGGCGGUGUUGGCCGGGCGAUAGCGACUUGGAUGGUAGAGCGAGGGGCCCGACACUUCCUUUUCAUGUCCCGAUCAGCUGGUACUACAAAGCAAGACCAGUCAUUUCUGCGCGAGCUCGAGCUUCAAGGGUGUACGGCAAUUAUGUUUCCAGGUGAUGCGUCAGUGCUGAAGGACGUGGAAGCCGCCAUCGAAGCUUGUUCCCACCCGAUCGGCGGCGUGCUCCAGCUGUCGAUGCUUGUCCGGGAUCAUUUCAUUACCGAAAUGAGCCACGACAACUGGAAAGCAGUACUCGCGGCCAAGGUAGAUGGCACGUGGAACAUACAUCACGCGUUGGCGGGCAGAGACGCCAGCUUGCACUUCUUCGUCGUUUGUGGUUCCAUCACUGGAGUCAUGGGGAACGCAGGGCAGGCCAACUACUCGGCGGCGAAUACUUUUGUGUCCUCGUUUGUCCAAUACCGGCUCCAGCAGGGCCUACCAGCCUCUGCCGUCAACCUGGGGGGCGUCAAUGAUGUGGGAUACUUGGCAACCCAGAACAUCAAGCUUCGGGACCGCAUGGCCUCCGCGUCGGUGCGACUAUUGAGCGAGCGAGAAGUUCUCGAUGCCUUUGAGGUUGCCAUUUUCUGUGCGGAAUCCACGUCAGCGCCCAGGUUCCUCGGUUCGCUACACGCACCAAAUACUCUCACUGUUGGCAUGAGUAGCACGAAGAGCAUUGCCGACCCCUCCGUCCGGCCCCUCUGGGCCCCCGAUGCCCGGUUUCGCAAGUAUUUCGAUCUGGACCUGAAAUACCAAAUGUCGCGUGAUCCGCUCAAGCAGGCACCAACCGUCCAGCACAUAAUCCAUGACAUUUCGAAGGAUCCCGAUAUCAUCAAGGACGCGUCUUGGAGAGAAAAGGUGAUACUCGAAUUGAUCAAUGCCCUGCAGAAUUAUUCGAUGUUUGCUCGGGGACAGGACCCCCAGCAAAUAGCCGCCAUGCAGAUUGACUCUCUCAUGACACUUGAGAUUCGGAAUUGGUGCCGCCGCUAUGUGGAUCUGGAGCUAUCUCUACUUGAUAUCACGAAAGCGGGGACUAUAGAGGGGUUGGGGGACCUGAUACUUGUCACUCUUCGAGCCAAACAUCUUGCCGAAUAGGGGGUCUCUGGCUGGUAGCGCGCACUGCGGUAUAUCGUAUUUACUACUGAGAUUUUGCCUCUGAAGGGAAAGUCAUAUCGAAUGA
Messenger RNA from Aspergillus homomorphus CBS 101889, 7333 nucleotides. RefSeq lists its product as uncharacterized. The transcript has 14 exons. The record is from RefSeq and is a predicted model, not a curated record. Gene Ontology annotation, biological process: fatty acid biosynthetic process; secondary metabolite biosynthetic process. Bases 1 to 7248 code for a protein of 2415 amino acids. Gene Ontology annotation, molecular function: 3-oxoacyl-[acyl-carrier-protein] synthase activity; fatty acid synthase activity; oxidoreductase activity. Lineage: Eukaryota; Fungi; Ascomycota; Eurotiomycetes; Eurotiales; Aspergillaceae.